This is a messenger RNA of Lentinula edodes (shiitake mushroom), 6573 nucleotides long. RefSeq lists its product as uncharacterized. NCBI's taxonomy places the organism in Eukaryota, Fungi, Basidiomycota, Agaricomycetes, Agaricales, Omphalotaceae. Gene Ontology annotation, molecular function: nucleic acid binding; ATP binding; 3'-5' DNA helicase activity. Gene Ontology annotation, cellular component: nucleus; RecQ family helicase-topoisomerase III complex; chromosome. The transcript has 11 exons. Bases 1 to 6573 code for a protein of 2190 amino acids. Gene Ontology annotation, biological process: double-strand break repair via homologous recombination. The record is from RefSeq and is a predicted model, not a curated record.
AUGUGCCCACACCAAGUAGGUCCCUUGGACGAAAGCUUGAAUGAUCCACUCUGCACCAUCAAUCCCUACACUCAGAUUGAGACUACUGCUGAAUUUGUUGGAGGUGACCAUGACAAAGGUCCCUCUCCUCUACAGCAUACAUCCACUGCCUAUAUGACUCCUUUCCUUCCCUCCACCCUAUAUCCCCCUGAUGAUAUCAUGCUGGACCUCCAACCACUGGAAAACUUGCCUAACACACCCAUUCCUAAUCUUGAAUCCCAACUGGAUGCUCUUACAGAUGAUCUGGCAGGUCUCAAAACUUCGAAUCGUAAUGAGACUUUGAUCCCACUGGAGCUUGAGGAAAAUGAAGGUUGCAUUUCAGAGGAAGAAGAGCAAGAGGCUGCUGAUAUCCAAGUUCUAGAUGAUAACCAUGGUUCCACCGAAGUCACUAUUCCAGAGGAAGAACAGCUAAGCUUGGCUGAGAUAGAUGACCUUGUGUUCCAUUAUCACCCAAUAUCAGAAACUCCCGAGUUGGAAGCCCAGUCUUUCCUCCGAAAUUGGCACAUUAUCGUUGACUCUACCUUCCAUCAGACUAUUUGCCUGCAGUGUGAAAAACCAGUCAUCUGGGCUCAUGUUCUGGCACAUGUAUCCCAUCACCGAAAUCAAAACUACUCUGCACUUCGUGCUAUAGGUGAUGUUGCACCUGUGCCUUCCAAGGAUGACUUUCUCAGCAGACUCAUCUCACUUGGGGCAGACAAACCCAAGCCUUGGCCUACUCAGCCAAUUGCUCCCAUAGAUGGGUUGAAUCACACGCCUGCCGCCCGCUGCAAUUUCCCCUUGUGUAGCUUUAUCACCCAUGGUAAAACCGAAAAGCUCACCAGAGAAAAUAUACGCAGACAUACCAAGGACAAGCACCCAAUGACUCUCCCCUCCUUUACCAACAUCCUCACUCACCAUCUCAAAGGAUUUCGUGGAUCAUCAGCGGUACAAUAUGUAGAAAUCAUUCCACCUAAAACAUUGUAUGAUUCCAACCAUUCACUCCAAGCUCUAAUUCGACACUGUGCCACUCGAGGGUUAGGUGCUACCCCUGACAGUUUCAAAUCCGAUAGUCAACUCAAGGCAAAUGCCAUGAAUGUUAUCUAUUCCCAACUCAACUGGUACAAAAUUAUCGAGGAUGUGUCAUUUCCCCUAGUAUUCCAAUCAGCUUCCACUCCAAACAUGACAUCCCCAGUAUAUGAAAGUGUCAUUUGGAGUGUUGGACCCCAGUACUAUGCUGCUGUUGUAGAGGAACUUGAUACUCUGAGUGUUCUUACCCGGAGAUGGCUUCGCUCACCAAAUAAAAAUUCAGAGCUCAAGCAAAUUCCCUUUCGGCGUCCCCAGGAAAAUGGUACCUUGAACAAGGAUGCCAACUUUCUUACCAAAUUCGUGCUCUUUCUCAUACGCAACAUUGAUCAGCCCAUCCCCAAUUUCCCCAUCAUUGUCCAUCCACACACCCUUGACCUAUUGGCAAAGCUUAAAGAAGCCUCCAGUGUCAAUCUUGUCUCCAUUCCCACCCUGAUACCUCUGUUUCAUGAAGCAGUGUGGUCCUUUGUCUCCCAUCCUUCUCAAGCAUUUUUAGAAAAUGAUUUGAUGUGCCCAUUCAUUCGUUAUAUGGUUGCCUCUAGCCUACUCAAUGAAACCGGCACUUUCAUUCCCAUUCGACUUGUCCCUCCUCAUUUAUCCGAGAUUCAAUGGUGCUGGCGUGGAUCUGGUGCAUAUGAGAUUAUACAGAAAAAAGCACUAUAUGAUAAUGAUACCCUCAGAACUUAUGAAGCCCUCAUAGCACCAUUCUUGCUUGAUGACAGACAAACUCCAUUCACAGUCAUGCGACAACAUAUGAAGCUGAUUUCCUCCAUUGUGUUUUCUCAAGACACCAUCCCUCGUUUCACCUGGGAUGCACAUUUUUCAGUGGUCUCGAUGGAUGGAUACCCACUCAAGUGGGUCGAUAUUAUCAAUGGUUUCAAGUCUUCUCUUUCAGAUCUCGAAGCCCACAUUGAUAUAGUGUUCCGCGGGUGUCAGUAUGAGCACAUUUUGGAGUACAUUGAUUCAAGAUUGGAGGCAGACUCUUCCUCGAGCGAGAACUGGUUCCGUGACUCACGAGACCAAACACAACAUGGAUAUUCACUUGUCAAAGAGAAACUCAAUCACCUUGAACAGUACCGACCCAUUCUUCUAGCCCACAUGAUUGAGGAUUCACGAUUGUUUGUCACCGUUGAUGGAAAGCCCCAUGCCAAGCAAGGGGCACUAUUAGAAUGGUUCGCUCAUUUACAAAACGUUAUAGACACACUCUAUGUUCUUGUUGCCUUCACCAGUCCAGGAUCUGCCCGCGGCACUGAAAUGGAAGCCUUGCAGUAUUGCAAUGAUCAUCGCCACCCCAAAAACCUUCACUUCCUAAAUGGUAUACUUUGCAUCGAAAUGCUCUACACCAAGACACAAAGUUUGCAGGGCACUGCAAAGACACUUUUACGCAUGCCUGCUCAUCAAGUAUCUCGAUAUCUCAUUCUAAUCCUCACCACUGUCCAUUAUGCUGCAGCCCACGUUUCCGAGUUUGUGAAUAUACCAGUUGAAAAUGCCAACAAUUAUUUGACUCAUAUUUUUGUCAAGUAUGGAAAACCCAUGACAUCCGAUGAUUUUUCAAAGGCUAUCGCCAACAUGACCGCCAAGAAACUUGGCCUUCCCCUUCACCUGCGUGCCUUUAGACAGCUUGACAAGGCCAUGUUCACUACCAAGUGCAACCUCUCUAUGAAUGAGCCGGAUGAACAAUCUAAAGAGAUCAAAGCUAUGCAUAGCUUUCAUGGGCACAGUGCUGAUACUGCAGAGCACCACUAUGGUCAACUCACCAAUAAUUCUACAAACAAGAUCUCAUCUGAUCGUGUGGCCUUUUAUCAACGGGUGGGGAUGGCUUGGCAGACAGAGAUCCAAUUCCCUCACCCUCAUUUCAAAAAAUAUGUUCUGCAAACACUGACCGAACCUCCGUCCUCUUAUCCUUUUACUCGUCGUGCAUUUGAUGAUUUUUGCCAACAACAAUCUAAUGCCCACGACAAAGUUCUCAAGGUACUGGAUGACCAAACAGCUGAGCUCAAGGAGUCUUUCACUAGCAUUGUCUCCUCUGGCUUUUACCAGAUUGCUAGUCUAAUCAAGGGACCAGGACAGAUUGUAUCAUCCAAAUCCCCCAUCUUCGUCCAUCCCAACCUUCGGAGCACCGUAAUGAGCAGCCUCUAUGCUGAUGGCGAUAUAUUAUGGAACUCUGUUGCUCAAGCUGAAUCAGUGGCAUCUGUGCUAUCCAAUGACCACAUCUUUAGCAUUUUGCCUACCGGUGGAGGAAAAAGCCUGCAGUUCUUUGCUGCCCCGGUUCUAAUGCCCAGCCGGUUAUUUGUGGUUAUCCUUCCUCUCGUUUCACUUAUGGAUGAUAUGGAGCGCCGGUUACAGACAAUGCCCUACAAGGGUGGGGUGUGGUCACCUGGAACCUUGAUCAAUCCAAUGGAUAUUCAACUUCUUCUGGUACCAGCUCACCGUGCAGGUACCCAUGAGUUUUAUCAUUAUUUAAAGCUACCUGCCAUCCAUGAGCGACUGGAAAGGAUAUUUAUAGAUGAGGUGCAUCACAUCCGUACCGAUGCCACGUUCCGAGAAUGCUUUGCACGUCUUCGAUAUCUCACUGCUCUAGGCAAAAAGUUUUCAUUCCUCUCUGCCACUGUUCCUCCAACCGACCUACCAUUCAUCCUCAAUGCCCUGGAUAUCACUGACACCUCGUUGGUGCGUGAAAUAAGGAGCUACACUGGCCGCCCGAACCAUGCAUAUAGCCAUCAAAAAGUAGAGGCUGAUAAUUUAAUCGACGUGGUCAUCAAAUAUGUUCAAUCCCUCCCUCCCUUAGCUGAGGAUGAACGUGGCCUUAUAUAUGUUACCAGCAUCUAUGGAGCCUGUGUACCUCUUGGAGAAGCCCUUGGCUUUAAAUCUUACUUUGCAGCACUCUCAGAUCCAAUCAAGAAAGAUAUUCAAAACAAAUGGCACCGGGGGAAGGCCUUGGAAGAUCGCUGGCUGGUCUGUACCAAUGCAUAUUCUGAAGGGAUAGAUUUUGGGGGGGUUCGACAUGUGGUCAAUGUAGAACCCUUUGGCAUGACAGACCUUAAACAGCAAGGUGGUCGGGCGGGGCGGGAUGGAAAACGAUCCCAAGUUCAUACCAUCUGGACAAGGCUUCCUUGGUUUGAUCCUACAUCCGAUGAUAUACAGCGCAAGCAGGAGCUCAGUCAAUAUUAUCAAGAGCCACUCUGUCUUCGUUUUGCUGAGGCAAGUAUGGAUGGCAAGGCACACUGCUGUGCAGCUUUGAAUGAUGAAUUUGCAAUGGAUGUAGAGGCAGUUCCCCUGACUACAACCAUAGCUGCAAAACCUUUGCAAGAUUCCAUGGAAAGGGCCGAGAAGGAGAUGGAUCAACUAAAGGAUGUUUUGGACCGUAUAGUGGCUCGGAAAUGUGUACGAUGCUUUGUUGAAGGGGUUGCCCAUCCACCGCAUGCAGAGACCCAUCAGGACUCACCUACCUUUGAGAUGGCCUACACCAAGUUUCGAACUUGUAAAAUCCCCCCCUCCAAGCACUGGGCAAGCUGCUUUUGGUGCUGGAUACCCUUUGGCCCUUAUUUUGGGCACCCAACACCAGUAGUUGCUUCUGAGCUGGACAAGUCACUAUGUCCAUUUGAAGGACUAUGCAAUCGGAUUCUCCCUAGAUUCAUUGCAUAUAUAUGGAUGCAUGAGGAAAAAUGUCUUAAAGUUUCACAGGAACUUGGAGUGGAAUGGCAUGACUCACAAGCCCUAGCUGAGUGGCUUCAGGAAAAGCCUCAGCUACCUACUAUGUGGGAAGAACUCCCUCAUCCUAUCCAUCUCAUUUCCUCGGUUGAACCUCCACAGUCUUCCAUAGAAUCCGAGGUUUAUGUCAAAAAUCUACGUAUGAUUCACAAAAAUGCCGAAAGAAUCCUUACCUGGACCCUUGGAAUGGGUCAAAUUGUUACCAAUCAACUAGGACAAUGUGUUGACCUUGCUCUAGGGGAGUUCAACGAAGACAUGUCAAUGCCACUCAGCAGUCCAUCCAGUACUCCGAUACCAUCUUCUGAUGACUACGGCCAAUUGAAUUUGGUAUACGAUGACAUCACUAUAUUCACUCUCGACAUCAUUGAGAAUAUAUCCAACGAGGCUGUCAAGUAUAAUCUCCACGAUUUGGAAAACUGGAUUUACCACCACCCAAGUAUUAUUACACCCAAAUUCGAAAAAACUGGCCUUCGCACCAUAAUUCUGGGGUACCAGAAAGCCAGGCCCCAUCAUGCCUGGCUCAACGCUAUCCAUGCGGAAAAUCCCUUUCCUUCUAUCAGCCGUCUCCUUUAUAGUGUUUCUUCACUUGGCAGUGGGGGCACGUUGCAAAAGAAAAUACGAGAACGUGAAGCUUUUCUGGGCCAGGGGUUCGGGAACGAUAAGGCCUUGUUGUGGACUCAUCAAAUCCUCCACAACAUUGUGGCAAUCCAAUCUGCUAUUGAUUGGGAACAACUUGACGACCAAGCCCGCCUCAACCUCAGUGCUGACCUCUCUCUCACCAUGUUCUCUGGCGAAUACGAGGACAUUGAAUCCCACAAGGAACUGAGCUCAUCAAAUAGAGACAAUGAAGAAGCAACAUUGGUGCUCAAGUGCCAUACCACCCUGUCCAAUGUAAUGGCAAGACGGAUGCUCUUGAAGCAGUUGUAUGAAAAAUUUGGGUGCACAGCUCUCAUGGAUGUCACUAUACUCCAUCCAUCCAUUUACGGCAAAUUUCCUCCAUCCCGUUUCUUAACCAAUGCUGUGGACAGUGUUGUAAGGAGCCUUGCGUUUAAUCCUAUAGAAAGAACAGAGCACUGGAGGCGCCGCAAAUUCUUCAGCCAUGUAGUGCAGAGUUACGUUCCCACCAAAGCCUGGGCUGUAAUUGAAGAUUUUCUGACCACCACAGCUCCGUCCGAGGUUGAUAUAGAGAUGGACUCGGAAACGGAAACCCAGGAAGCAGUAUCGGGAAGCUCAGAGAACUUGAACAGAUCAGAAUUGGGGGGGUCAGAGAACUCGGAAGGUACAGAAUCGGAGGGGUCCGAGAAGCCUGCUUCAGGAGACUCGGAGGACUCAGAAGAGGGGGAGAACCUCAAUGAACAUGCCUCCUUCCCCAGCCUCUAUCAUAUACGACUUUUCCAUCCCCGUCUUCCUUGGUUCAUCGACUUGGCCUCUCAACUUCCCCUUACUGUACAAGACAUAAUAACUGGUGUUUGGAAUUAUCUGCAACAGCCCAUUCAUGCAACCGAUUUCUACAACCUUGAAAUGAGUUCCCGUACCUUCUCUUCUCAAACCGGCCAGCAAAUGGUUGCCCAAGCCUUUCAUGCAAGAUGCCAAGCGAUAGCCAGCUACUUUGGUGACUCAACUGGACAGUGCCGGGCUUAUCACACCUCUCAAGGAGUCAAGAGGGUAGACUAUUUAGGGAUGGACAAAAAUUGGACAUGGAUAGGUGUAGUUCCCAUGGGGGAUGUAUGGGAGAUCAAGACUGGAAUGACUCCAAAUUAG